Molecule: messenger RNA, 4237 nt
Organism: Impatiens glandulifera
Lineage: Eukaryota; Viridiplantae; Streptophyta; Magnoliopsida; Ericales; Balsaminaceae
Exons: 8
Coding region: 62-3961 (1299 amino acids)
Molecular function (GO): RNA binding; ubiquitin binding
Source: RefSeq, a predicted model, not a curated record
UUUCAUUCAUAAGAUCUCUGGUUGAUACUCUCACGGAAACGAUUAGAAAAACCUCGGUUCCAUGGCUUCCGCGGAGCAGCCGCUGAAGAAGCGAAGGCUACAAGAACUGCCGACUGAACAUACAUAUCCAUUGAAUCGUCUAUUGACUUCACAAACAUCUGAUGUUCAUCCUUCAACUCAAAAACCGCAGUUUCUUUCUUCUACACAACCGUCACUAUCUCAGGAAGAAAUUGAUAAAAGGCGGAGGAAUAAAGAGGAGAUUCGAAGUUUAUACGAUUGUUACAAGAGAAUUAAGUUCUGUGUCUCUCAAAAGGAUGUUCGUCUCAUGCCUGAUCUCGAAAAAGUCUUCCUUUCUCUAAUUGCUGCUUCUCGAGGUUGCACCAGUGUGCAGCGCAUCAUUGCAGAUCUAAUCCCAAGAUAUGCUUCAUAUUGUCCUACUGCUCUUGAAGCUUCAGCGAAGGUCCUUAUUAAUACGCAUAACUGGAAUUUGACAAUAUUAAAUAAAGGAGAGGACACAGAUGAUGUUGCUUUUGGGACCGCAAAAGCCUGUUUAUUUGGUUUAGCCGACAUUUGCUGUAUUGCUUCCUCAGAGGCAUCAACGUCAUCUGUUAUUCGUGGAAUCUGUUCUGCAGUUUUCUGUAAUGUGCUUACCUUCUUUAUAUCUUCUUUGGAGAGGAAUGAUACGCUUCUGAUGUUUGACAAGGAGAUAUUGACGAUGCAAGAUUCCAAUGAGAUAUUUCUUGAGCACAAGCAAAAAAUUUCUGAUGGAAAUGAUUCUGCACUAAUUAAACUAUCCAAGUCUAGUGUACUUUGCCUUCUGAGGGUUUUCUUUUGCUGUCCAAAGAAUAUCAUCGGUGCUUGUUUUGAACUUAUCGAUUCUAGUGCAUCAGCAGAGGAUGAAAAACGAGGAGGAUGUUACUUCCUUAGACAGGUGAUAACCAGACUUGAUACUGGAGAUGUGGUUCAGGAUAAUCCUGGAUCAAUAAUAGCUUCUACUGAAAGGGGUAAUGAAGCAAAUACUAUUAUUAAUGGCAAAGAGACAUCUCCUAUUAUGAGAAACUGCUUGCUGGGACAGGCUGUUAGCAAAGAUCCUUCAUUGAGAGGAUUGAUACUGGCCAAGUAUAAGAAGCUAUGUAAUUCAUUAGCUGUAGAAGGUUUAUCGGAUAUAAGAUCAUUAUUGGAAAACAUAUUAACUUCUCUUAAAGACCUCUUUGGUCUUGAUGAUGGUAAUGUGGACACUGAACAUUAUGAGCCCGAUCCAUCUGAAUACACAUUGGGGUGCUAUAUGGUCCCCAAGACAAGUAAUCAACAUGGUAACUUACCCGUAGUUUCUGGACAGAAUAUUACUAAUAGAAAUCAUGGUGGGCCUUCCAAUAAUGAAUUGGAAGACAAGCUCCCAGGUCAACAUUCAGAAACUCACAUGUCAGUGGUUGCUGCCGAAGUUCAAUUGACAAGUUCUGCACAUGACACUGGAAACUCCAACUUGAUGAAUUUUGAGUCUACUGGGUCAAGCAAUGCAUCUAUAUGUAGGUCUUCAACACCCAGAAAUAUGUCUACCAACUCAAUGCCAUCACCUGUCUCAAGAAAACCAUUUGAAUUGAGGACUAGUUCAAUUGAAUAUCCACCAUAUGCUUGUGAAAAAAAUGAGAAGAAUAUAGUUCCAAACACUGAUAAUUGCUAUCAUGCGUUGAGAUCUUCUAACCAUGAUAGAAGUAAGGCAUCUGAAUCUCCUAAAGAUCAUCUCAACAUGCAGCGUCCACUAAAUAGCAAUCAAGUGAUGUGGUACACUGAUGGUGAACCUGGGUCUAUGGAUGUUUUUUCAGCUUCUAACCAUUUGUGGCUAGGUUCUUUAGGUCCUAGUGCAUCUGAAGCUAUUGUCAGAUUUGAAUUUGAGAAGUUUGGUCCAGUAGAACGAUUUCUGUAUUUUCCAUUUAAAGGAUUUGCUAUUGUCCAUUACAGAAAUAUAAUGGAUGCAAUAAAGGCUAGGGAGGUUAUGAGAGGACGUGCUCCUUGGGGUGCUUGCCUUCAAAUAAGGUUCAUGGACAUUGGAUUAGGAACCAAAGGAGUCAUAAAUGGUGUUGCUGUUGGAUAUAGUUGUCAUGUUUACAUUGGAAAGGUCUCAAAUAAUUCAGUUAAGGAUGAGAUGCUCCAAGAAUCGAAGAAAAUCGUUCAUAAGGGGCCACGCUGGACUACAGACCUUACUGGAGAAGGAGCUCUGUUGAUGGACUUUGAUUCUCCUGAAGAAGCUGCUGCUGUAAUGGGGCACCUAAGGAAGCUUCGCCAGGAAAAACUUCAUCCUUCGUAUUCGAAUGUAGGCUCAGCUGAUGUUGCAAUGCCAAUGGAUAUUACACAAUCUGGGCCUGCUCAUAUUCCUUUUGAUGUUAGAGUCAAUGAUUCUGGCAAUAAUGUGGUUGGAUCUCCACAUUCAGUGACUAAAUCUGGGAGUCCGGCUGAUAGAAGGAUGUCUCGUUUAUCUUCCUUACUAUCUUCAUUAAGCAUGAAGUGUUAUGGUACUAAUAACUCUGCCUAUAACCACUAUGGAAGUUGCAGAAGUCAAGAUGACCAAAUUACUUCUAGCAUGCUUUGGAUUAACAUCCAAAAUAUUAACCCUACAAUAAUUGCCGACGAUGAGUUGAUGGCUGCUUGUGACCUUGCUAUUGGCAGUGUCGGUUCUGUCAUUAGGCUGACACGAACAAAUAUGCCAACUGGUUCUUCUUGGCUUGUUGAAUGUAGCAGUACCGAUACUGCUUAUGCUCUUCUGAAAACCUUGCGAGGUUGUCCAGCGACCUUUUUCCAGAUAGAGUUCAGUCAACCUGGUAUGCACCAAGCUACAGCAACUGCAGAAACUAAUGGACAAAUGAGUCAAAGUGGGUAUGGAUCUCACUCAGGCUGGAAUUCCUUUGGAUGUCCGCCAGCAUCACAAAUUGGGCCCAUGGCUGUCGAUGGUUCUUGUAGUUCUAUGGCACCUAAUCAUCAACAUGGAGGAGGUCAGGUUACUUCUGGUGCACCUGAACAGCUGUAUAUGCACAGACAUCCUGCACCAGGGAACAUGGUGUGCAUGCCUGUACCAAUUCAGGGACCUCCUGCUCCACCACCACCACCACCACCUCAUCUACCCCCUUUCAUGCAACCCGUAUAUUACCCUCAAAACUCUUGGGACGCACGGGGAUUUGGUCACCAAGUUCCUCCAAAUCCAGUAUCAUCUGGUAUAAUGCCCAAUUAUCAUCACGGUAACCCUGUUCCAGCUCCUUUCAUGCCUACUUCUGUCACACCAUUAGCACAGAUGCAUGGAAACUCAAUGCAGCACAAAGGUAUGAUGUUUCCUCCACCUGUUGGACCACCUCCUGUCACCUAUCUUCCACCUCCACCUCCUCCACCUGAUCUUCCACCACCAUUACCUCCAUCUCUCCCACCCCAGCCUCAGGCCCAUCCACCUUCUGCACCACCUCCACCUUGUUCUCCUCCACCGGUACCCCCACAACUUCUAGAUUCGUACCAUCAUGAAAGCCAUGUGCAACAUCAAUGGCAGGGUGCCUUAUGUAAAAGUGGAGUCCAUUACUGUACUAUUAAUGCACAUAAGGCAGAAUCUGAUAUUUGCAGAUACUCGAUUGCUCUUUCAGAGCCUGCAGAAUGGCCGGCAAAAUUAGAUAUGAUGAAACGCACAGAUCUCCAACAUGUGAAAACAACAUUUUCUAAUAUGCCACCACAUAAGAGAGAGGUCUGUUGGUUGCUCCCAUCGUCUGAAGGUGACAGAAAAGGCUUCAUGGACUUCAUAUCAUAUCUGAAGCAGAGAGAAUGUGUAGGAGUAAUCAAGAUCCCAGUUUCGAAAUCUGUUUGGGCAAGACUUCUCUUCAUUCUUCCAUACUCUCCUGAUUUAUGUUCAAUGCUUUCGGUUGCGCCUUAUCCCUCCCCAGACUGCCUCAUUGGAUUGGUUUUGCCUAAAGAGACAAACGUGGACUGACCACAGUUUUGAUUAAAGAAACGGCGAAUAGUUGUGGAAUUCCUGUCGGCAUAUGUAAAUAUCGAUGAUGCCUGGGUUAUGUUGUUUUAAUGUUAUUACAAGUUUAUUGCCUGCUUCUUUCUCCGGGUCUCUUCAUUACUAGAGAGAAUGAUUGGUUUUUGUUAGUUUAGUUAGUUAGAAUGAAAGUUGGAAAGAACCGUUUUUUUUGUAGUGUGUUUCCAAGUUUUAGCUUAUACUUAUUUAAUUAGUUGAUUUUGAAGCAACUUCUUAUUGAAA